CAUGGAGGAGAGAACAGGACCAAACCAGGACCCAGGAAAUACGGCUGUCACCUCACACUGGAUCCAAACACAGCGAACAGAAAGCUGUCUCUGUCUGAGGGGAACAGGAGGGUGACACACACACAGGGGAGAGCGGAGCAGCCAUAUCCUGAUCAUCCAGAGAGAUUUGACUACUGGUGCCAGGUUGUGUGCAGAGAGAGUGUGUGUGAGCGCUGUUACUGGGAGGCUGAGUUCAGUGGGUCUGAGAGGGGAUGGGUUUAUAUAGCAGUGACAGAUAAAGGAAUCAGCAGGAAAGGACAGGUUUAUGACUGUGUGUUUGGACUGAAUAUAAACUCCUGGAGUCUGUGGUGCUUUAAGCGCGGUCCCUCUGACCUCAGUUACUGUGUCUGGCACAAUAAUAACCUAACAGACAUACCAGCCCCCCCCUCCCCCUACCGCAGAGCAGGAGUGUGUGAUGAUGAUGAUGCUGGUAGAGGAGUGUGUGUGUACAGGGUAGGAGUGUGUGUGGACAGUCCGGCCGGCACUCUGUCCUUCUACAGCGUCUCUGACUCUGACACACUGACCCUCCUGCACAGAUUCCACACACACUUCACUCAACACACACCCCUCUGUGCUGGAUUUCUUGUGUGGAACUCUUCAGUAUCCCUCUGCUAACUGGAGUAGAGACGCACACACGCACGUGCACGCACACACAC
Anguilla anguilla (European eel) is the source of this 695-nucleotide messenger RNA. Its product is annotated as tripartite motif-containing protein 16-like. The transcript is spliced from 2 exons. Gene Ontology annotation, molecular function: protein binding. The record is from RefSeq and is a predicted model, not a curated record. NCBI's taxonomy places the organism in Eukaryota, Metazoa, Chordata, Actinopteri, Anguilliformes, Anguillidae. The annotation marks the transcript as partial.